AUGCCUAAAAAGAGGAAACCAAUAUCGCCGAAUGCUCCCCGUCUUAAUCCCUACCAACGAAUACUCAGCCGGUUUUACGAGCCUUUGAUUCUCCUCUGCAUCUUGGGUAGAACCAGAGGGGAACAUCGACUAGCUGAUUUUCCAAGGUCAUCAGAUGUAACUAGCUGGCCUCUUAAAUAUGUCAGACGUCUCUUCCUCAAUCAAUUGGCUUUUUUAUGUGACUACGACACAGGUGGUGACUCGGUCACUGCCAUUAGUAUUCAGCACACGCCCCAGCAACGAAUCUUUUGGAUCGCUGCGAACAAUUCUCCCUGCAAAAAGAUCAUACCUUUCGCACAGGAUUCCCUUUUGCGGUUAAAAUGUGCCGCCGAAAGCCGAGUCGCUGUUGACGAGGCCAUAGACCCAUUCUUGGCCGCUUGCAUAGAUCAUGCAAAGCCUCGCAUCAAGGCGUAUUCUCAUUUUUUUACGAUACAACUCAAGGCUUGUGGAGAAAAUCUGGAAAAUAAGGCAGUUGAAGACCAAAGUUAUAAGCUGCUGUUGGUUUGGCUCAAAACAUUCCAAUCUCAAAGCGUUAAAUUGGAGGAUCUUUGCAAGCUUGCUUACAACUCUCGACGAUGCGAAGAGAUGCGUAUACUGAAGGGUCUGUGUGGAGAAGCUCAUUCUCAGCCAGAGAGAAAUUCCUUGCAAGCUAAGUGCAGACUCCUCAGGCAUUACAUUGGUCGGCUUGGUCAAUACAUGAAGGUAGUCAAAACACUAUUCCGGAGCGCUCCAUGUCUGUUGAAUUUGCUCGACGAUUUCAAGAUAUGCCCCAUAUCACUUCCAGCUCGAACGUUGCCACCAUCAACGGACGGGAAAACCAACUUAGACAGCAUUGCCGUAAGGAUGCUGCCAGCUCAGUCUCCAGAUCUUGCACGUUAUCAACUUGCCCUCUUCGAGAUGGAUACGCGAUUUGAUAUUUAUGCACAGUACAUGGAAAUGUACAACGAGGAUAACUUCAAACCUCGUGUUCACGCCGAAGUUCAAAUACUAGACUUUUUUCAUAACAACGCUCUGGAAUUCGAAGAAUCUGACAUUUUUGUGGCAUGCAGCAAACCCGCUUGCUAUUGUUGCUCGCUUUACUUUCAUCAUCACCCUUUGCGCCCAGUCACCCCGGCUAGCCAUCAAACGAUUCAUAAAAACUGGAGGCCACCCGACUUUGUGCCCGGUAACAAUACACAAAGAGACAUAUUAAAUAAGAUGAUCAAAGAUGUGCGCACGGAAGCUCUUCAUCAGAUAGAUCAGAGGAGACGAAAUGCAAAAUGGCAUCCCGACUCCACGACAGGCAUCACAGAGUCAAUUUCGCAUCUCCUCGACCAAGAACAUCUUUUUGGAGUCACUGAUUUAUCAGAAGAUCUUGAGGAUAUAAGCUCAGAAGCAAGUAGUCUUUCAUUCGACGAAGAAACUGAGGGCCAAGAUUCCAAUUUACUCCGUGAGCUUGAUGAGUGGGAGCCUUCUCACAUCAAGCAGCUGUGCUCUGAUUGGGAAGAAGACUCAGAUGAGAGUGGUGGCGUUCCGGUGCGGUUAUAA
Lachnellula hyalina is the source of this 1566-nucleotide messenger RNA. RefSeq lists its product as uncharacterized. The transcript has 3 exons. Bases 1 to 1566 code for a protein of 521 amino acids. Lineage: Eukaryota; Fungi; Ascomycota; Leotiomycetes; Helotiales; Lachnaceae. The record is from RefSeq and is a predicted model, not a curated record.